Rhodamnia argentea is the source of this 1703-nucleotide messenger RNA. RefSeq names its product N-glycosylase/DNA lyase OGG1. Lineage: Eukaryota; Viridiplantae; Streptophyta; Magnoliopsida; Myrtales; Myrtaceae. Gene Ontology annotation, cellular component: nucleus. The record is from RefSeq and is a predicted model, not a curated record. Gene Ontology annotation, molecular function: 8-oxo-7,8-dihydroguanine DNA N-glycosylase activity; damaged DNA binding. Gene Ontology annotation, biological process: base-excision repair; nucleotide-excision repair; base-excision repair, AP site formation.
CAGCAUGACGACGUCGUCGUCCACUCUUUCUCCUACCUUGCUUCUCCCUUGCAGUUGCAGGCAUGGAGCUUCUACGCUGAAGAAACUCCAAACCCUAAACCCCAACUCCCCGAUAGGACUCUCCUCUUUCCUGAAAACCAUGAAGAGACCAAGACCAUCACCACCAUCCACUCCUCCGACCUCAAACCAUCCACCGCCUCCGUCACCACCACCGCCGCGGCGAAAAAACCGUCUCAAUCCGCAAUCGCUCACCGCCGAAACCCUAGAGUGGGUCCCGCUCGACCUCACCGAGUCCGAGCUCUCCUUGCCCCUCACCUUCCCCACCGGCCAAACCUUCAGGUGGAAACGCACUGGCCCCCUCCGGUUCACCGGCGCGGUCGGCCCUCACCUCGUCUCCCUCAAGCACCGCAAGGAUGGCGACGUCGCGUAUUGCGUGCACGGUGAUCGGCCCGAUGGCGCGGGAGCUCGAUCGGCAUUGCUGGAUUUCCUUAACGCCGACAUUCGAUUGGGUGAGAUCUGGGAGGUGUUCUCGGCCUCGGAUCCGCGCUUCGCUGAGCUGGCGAGGCUCCUGCGCGGGGCUCGCGUGCUGAGGCAGGAUCCUCUGGAGUGCUUGAUUCAAUUUCUCUGUUCUUCGAAUAACAACAUUGCGAGAAUCACCAAAAUGGUGGAUUUCGUUUCGUCUUUGGGGAGGUGUCUGGGGACUGUGGAGGGUUUGGAGUUCUAUGAGUUCCCGUCGCUACAGCGACUCAUGGCCGUCUCUGAGAAAGAAUUCAGGGAGGCUGGUUUCGGUUACAGGGCCAAGUAUAUUGUGGGCACCGUUAAGGCUUUGCAGUCAAAACCUGGCGGUGGUGUGGAGUGGCUUAUAUCACUGCGUGGAUUGGAUCUACAGGAUGCUAUUGCUGCUCUCUGUACUUUACCUGGAGUUGGUUCUAAAGUUGCAGCAUGCGUAGCUCUCUUCUCUCUUGAUCAACAUCAUGCCAUUCCUGUUGAUACGCAUGUGUGGCAAAUUGCUACCAGGUAUCUAUUACCUGAGCUUGCUGGUGCACGACUUACAGCCAAGCUCGCUGGCCAAGUAGCAGAGGCUUUUGUGAGCAAGUAUGGGAAAUAUGCUGGUUGGGCUCAGACUAUGCUUUUCAUUGCUGAGUUACCUUCUCAAAAGGCCAUUGUACCAUCACAUUGUCAGACUAUCCAGGAAGAUAAAAGAGGUUGAAAGGAUAGAUAAAGAAGCUUGUAGUGCUGAGUGAGGCUUUCACUAGAAAGGGAUGUUUUAUUGAGCCGUGUGCCAAAUUGGGUUUGGCCAUGGUAAUUAUUCUGCUUGCCAAUUUGUCAAAUGAAGGAUGCUAUAUGAAGAGUCGGAGACAAAUGCACACUCUGGGCUUUGAAGUCUGAAGAAAACCCAGUGGAAGUGUGGCUGCUUGGAUAAUUCUCGUGUAUGCUGGAUAAUGCUCUCUGACAGACUUUGCUCUCAGUUGUCACUGCUUGGUUGAACGUCUGGUGCAUGCACAUGCAGAUGCUAUUCUGGCUUCAUGAGUAAGCGACUUUCAUUUCUUGUAUUCAGAGGAUAUCUCCAUCUGAUGCUUUGUGAAUGCCUGCCCCCCUUCAUGGUGCUAGGCAUGUAUCUUAGAUAAGUUUAGUAUCAAAAUUUGUGGUCCUUGUGGCCAGAUGAUUUCUUAAUUGAGACAUAUAUGCUCCUUUUCACGUUA